Apaloderma vittatum (bar-tailed trogon) is the source of this 693-nucleotide messenger RNA. Its product is annotated as shugoshin-like 2. Gene Ontology annotation, cellular component: chromosome, centromeric region. The record is from RefSeq and is a predicted model, not a curated record. NCBI's taxonomy places the organism in Eukaryota, Metazoa, Chordata, Aves, Trogoniformes, Trogonidae.
AUGGCAUCGCUGGAGGCGGCCGAAACCUCCCUCUUCAGCCUGAGCGGUGUGAGAGAGCGGAUGCGGGAGAAGAAGAAGGGUGCCUUGAGGACCGCGAAGUUGAAUGCCUCGCUCGCGACAAAAAUCAAAACAAAAAUCAUUAACAACUCUUCUACUAUCAAAGUCUCCCUAAAGCACAACAAUAAAGCACUGGCUCUGGCCCUCAAUGCAGAGAAAGUCAACAGACAGCGGCUCACCCAGGAGAACACCAUCUUACAGAAGGAGGUGGAGCAGUGCCACUUCCAGAAUGCUGUGCUGCGGCACAAGCUCUCCUUCCUGAAUAACACCUUGAAAGAAUUUGAAAACCUGAUAGCUGCAGUAAAGUUGGCCCAGCUGUCUGAGUUCCAUACAAGUUCUGCAUCCUUAUCCAACGGCCAGAAGAGCAGUGUGACUGAAGAUAGCUGCGCUGAUGAUGUUGUAGAUGGUCAACUUGUGAGGGCUAUAGGGAUGCCAAUGAGGGUGCCCAUUUCCAAGGUGUGUGGUGCAGGACAGCAAGGUGGCAGCUCCAUGGCAGUACAGACCUCCUCACCAGACCUUCAGAGACAUGGUUCUGAGGCCCUGGAAAUUGUGCCUGUUGCCUCUGAAGACACUUUGCCGCCACAGCCUGGAGAGGCCUCAGUUCCACCAGGAAGAGAAUGGGAAGAAACCAACUGA